Molecule: messenger RNA, 1269 nt
Organism: Rhodofomes roseus
Lineage: Eukaryota; Fungi; Basidiomycota; Agaricomycetes; Polyporales; Fomitopsidaceae
Product: ectomycorrhiza-regulated esterase
Exons: 10
Coding region: 241-1155 (304 amino acids)
Source: RefSeq, a predicted model, not a curated record
GAGACGCCCAACGCGUCAAGUGACGGAUCAGGGCAGGGUUCCCACGCUAGGAUCGGCGCGGCGGCGCGGUCCCUUCCCCAGCCUCGGCAAUACGCUCGGGCUGCAUCCUCCCCGUCGGGGAACAAUCAUGAGCAUGGGCCUCCGUGCCCGAACUAGCAGCAUUUCGUGCUACUCCGCCUUUACUCUGCCCGUGUGCAACUCACCUUGACGGCGGGUGAGAAACGUGUGCCCAACGACACCAUGGUCGAGCACCCGGUCACAUCCCAGAAGACUACGAAGGUCUUCAUACCGCAUCCUCAUGCUGAGAACUGUUCGAUCGUGGGUGUACUUGAGCAGCUUGCCCCACACGAAUCUACGCAGGGACGUCGGAUUGCUCUGAUCCUCCAUGGGUCGUUGGGACAUAAAGACUAUCUCUUCCAGAAGCGUCUUGCUCUCAGACUACCGCUGGACUCCUUCCGAUUCGACUUCCGCGGCAACUUCGAGACGCCAGGCGCACUGCACCUCGCCGGAUUCGAAGACGACAUCCAGGACCUGGGCGUCGUCGUUCAGUAUCUAACGCGCGAGUACGGUUAUGUGAUCGACCUCCUCGUCGGACACUCGCGCGGGAGUGUAGCAGGCCUUCACUGGCUCUCCCGGUAUCCUAAGGAGGAGACGAGCAGCGUACGCGGGUACGUCAACGCGAGCGGUCGGUACAGGAUGCAUAAAAUGUACGACCAGAUGAACAAGCCUGAGAUCAAGGCCCAGCUGGAGAGGCAAGGAUACUACGAAGUCAAGGCCGUUGUAGCACGCCAGCCAGUCAGCAUGAGAGUCACUGCAGAAGACCACCACAAAUUCGCUAGUGUAGACCCGUCCAUCGUGUGGGACCGCUUCCCGGCUACGGUCGACGUAUUGACGAUCCACGGACUGAAAGACGCAGUUGUACCUCCAUACGACGCCUUCAUAUACGGGCAGAUCCUGGGUGCAAGGUCUCCCGGUACGCACAACCUGGCGAUAGUGGAAGAGGCGGACCACAACUUCACCGGGCGCGCCGACGAAGUGGUGGCUACCGUCCUUGAAUGGCUAGACAUGCUAGAACGCAAGACGCUCAAGACAGGCCUGUGGCAUACUGGGGUCAGAGAGGACAUCGAUCAGCCAAGUCCUAGGGCAUCCUUGUAGGGAUAUCAGAUGGUGAUACAACUGAUAUAUUCUUUCAAUGGGGAUACAAGUGUAUAAAUGUGGCCUACUCCGUUACCUCAAUCCAACCUUCAUCGCACCAAGCGCAGCGAUGCG